AUGCCGUCUGUUUUCCUGGUAGGCCCUGGCCUGAUCGGUGGAGAAGUGCUCGACCUUCUACUCCAGAACAAACAGUAUGAGAUCACAACGCUCGUGCGCAGAGAAGCCGCCCGUCCAGCCUUCCACGAGCUCGGCGUAAAGACUAUCCUCGGCUCUCUGAGCGACAAAAACGCGAUUGCAUCGCAAGCAGCAGCGAGCGACAUCGUCAUCCACACAGCCACUGCCGACGACUUACCCUCCGUCCAGGCCAUUCUAGAAGGGGUCCGAGAGCGCACCCAGCGCGGGCAGCAAACGGUCUACAUCCACACCAGUGGUGCAAGCCUUCUCGGUGAUAAUUCAGAAGGUUCCCACAAGAACGAUUUUAUCUUCGACGACGCGACCCCGAGCUCCAUCGACGCACUGCCGGACUCUGCAGCCCAUCGAGAAAUCGACCUGGCUAUUGUGAAUGCGCGCAAGGAGCUCUCUUCUCACGCCAAGCUCGGUAUCAUGAUUCCGCCGGUUAUCUACGGUGUCGGCACGCGUGAGAAGCGCCUCUCCAUCCAGCUCCCGACUAUGGUGCGGUACUCGAUCAAACAUGGCUAUCCCGGCAUGGUCGGUGAGGGUCUCUCCGUGUGGAAUCAGGUGCAUGUCAAGGAUCUCGCCCGCGGCUACAUGACUCUGCUCCAUUGGAUGGAACAAGCCUCGUGCAGUGAAGUUGGCCAGAACCCCUAUUUCUUCUGCGAGAAUGGCGAAGAGCUCUCAUGGGGCCAGUGUGCCGCAGAGAUUGGCCGUAUCCUGCAUAGGGCAGGCAAGGUAGCGGAUCCGACCCCUAGGACUAUCCCUGCUGAGAACUACAAUGACCUUUUUGGCGAGUAUUCGGGUCUUGUGGUUGGGUCCAACGCACGGAAUCGUGCUACUCGACUCCGCGAGCUGGGUUGGAUGCCCCAGGAGAAGAACACCUUUGCCUCCUUGGAAGAGGACGAAAUUCCGCUCAUUCUGCAGGAGACGGGGGAAUUCAAGGGUUACGCUGCCCCAGUUGCUUCAGGGACGUUUGAGGGUAAAAGGUAG
Molecule: messenger RNA, 1047 nt
Organism: Aspergillus puulaauensis
Lineage: Eukaryota; Fungi; Ascomycota; Eurotiomycetes; Eurotiales; Aspergillaceae
Exons: 1
Coding region: 1-1047 (348 amino acids)
Source: RefSeq, a predicted model, not a curated record